Molecule: messenger RNA, 657 nt
Organism: Rangifer tarandus platyrhynchus (Svalbard reindeer)
Lineage: Eukaryota; Metazoa; Chordata; Mammalia; Artiodactyla; Cervidae
Source: the annotation of a GenBank genome assembly
AUGGUCAUGGGAAGGUGGGGUUUCUGGGCACUCCUCAGGGACUGCCCCUCUCCCCAGAAGUCCAUGAUGAAAGCCCCCAUGCUUAUAGGUGCACUGGUCAUGGUGGGCUUCACAGUGGGAAAGGCUCCUGUUUCUGAAGUCCGGACCUGCCACCUCUGCCUCUUAGAAGAUCCUACUGUAGGAUGCAUUUCAGGCUCAGAGAAGUGCACUGUCAGCAGCUCAUCCCCAUGCAUGGUGAUCAGCAUCAAUUACGAUAACAAACCUCGCUUCUUAAUCCGAGGCUGUGGACAACACAUUUCCUACCGCUGCCAAGAAAAGCUGCCCACCUACAUCUCAGCGUACUGGUACUCGGCCCAGUGCUGCCAGUAUGACUACUGCAACUCCUGGUACAGUCCCCAGCUCCAGAGUGCCUUGCCUGAGCCCCCUGACAGGUCCCUGGCUCUGCCCCUGUCUCAGUCCCAAAUCCUGUGGUUCUACCAAACCCUGAACCUGUCACUGCCCCUGCCCAGCUUCCCUGCUGGGAAGGAGCCUUCUGAAGGCCUGGACCCCCUGGCUGACCCACCUGUGAAUCUGAGUUUGUCUAUUGCUGACCUGCGAAGCAUAUACUUGUUCCUCAACAGUUCUGGACUUUUGACUCUUCCCUGGGCUGGUCCCUGA